AUGACUUCUCGUCACGUUGACAUCGAUCCAGAUGGAGACACGCUGAUUAUUCUCCCCAGAAUCACGGCCGAAGGCGAUGACAAGAAUGAGCCAUCCCAAGUGACGUUCAAAACGUCCAUGAAGCAUCUCACUUUAGCAUCUAUUCGUGCAAAGAAGAAGUUCGAUCCCAUGUUCGAUCCCGACGCCUUUGAGAUUGUUCUGCGCAUCGUUCACGCACAACUCCACAAGCUCCCGAAGGAAUUAUCACUCGCCACGAUGACACAAGUUGCCAUCAUUGCCGAUGAUUUGCAAUGCAGCGACCCAAUCGCACAUUUUGCUCAACAGUGGGGUUCAAAUAACGACUUUUGGUCAGCAUCGAACACAUGGAUCGAUUUGUCCAGGAAGAUUUUCAUAUGUUCAGUCUUUCAGUUGAAGGACAAGUUCUCUUGGUUAACACAAGCUGCGAUAAUUCACUCUUUAAAGAAAGUGUCCAGCUACGGUAUCCCUGUUCCUCAGCAGAUCCUCCAUGCCAUAGAAGAGAAGCGGACAAUUUUGAUGAAGGAACAAUUAAAGUACCUCUUUACCGUGGAAAAGGAGCUGCAAGACGAAACCCUUUGUUGGGAAUGCAGAGCGCAGAACUUUGGUUUUCUCAAAUACAACCUACUUCUACACCAGCUUCCUGCAUCAGAGUCGUCAGAGCUAUGGGCAAAUAUUACAUGCCAAGUACUGAAGGAAAAAAUGCAGAAGUUCAAAUAUGCGACACGUACUGGAUGUCAGUACAAAUCAGGGUUGAAACAUCCUUCAUUUAAGAAGCAAAUCACGGAGGCUUUGAAGGUAUCUAAUGCGGGACUGGAUCCUGCUUUAUUUCUGAAUACUGCUGCGGCGGCCAAGUAA
Molecule: messenger RNA, 873 nt
Organism: Trichoderma breve
Lineage: Eukaryota; Fungi; Ascomycota; Sordariomycetes; Hypocreales; Hypocreaceae
Exons: 3
Coding region: 1-873 (290 amino acids)
Source: RefSeq, a predicted model, not a curated record